GGCAGUCCGGGGCAGGCGGCGGGCAGUGAUGAGACAGUGGAUCGCCUCUGCUGGGACAGCCUGGACUCUGCACGGGGAUGCGUUACCGCCGGAUUGUGCACACAGGGCGCAGGAUGCCGCCUAGGACGCAGUGAGCUCCCUGCCAGGAUGUCCCUAUGGAUGCCAGCCCCGUGCCCCACCUGAGAAGGAGGCUGCUGCUGCCCCUCUGCACCAUGCUCUUCCUCUGCCUCUACAUGUUCUACUCCUGCGCCGGCUCCUGCGCCCCCAGCGCCCCGGCGGCGCAGCCCGGAGUCCUGUCCCAGCUGCUGCUCCGGCCCGAGCCCCGACUACAGGCGGAGGAGACGGGCUCCAUCAGCAGCUUCUACAACGGAUCCGGCAGCAAGAAGCUGCCCCAAGCCAUCAUCAUCGGGGUGAAGAAAGGGGGCACCCGGGCCCUGCUGGAGUUUCUGAGGGUGCACCCUGACAUCAGGGCUGUGGGGGCUGAACCCCACUUCUUUGAUAGGAACUAUGACAAGGGACUGGACUGGUACAGGGAGUUGAUGCCGAGGACAUUGGAUGGCCAGAUCACCAUGGAGAAGACUCCCAGUUACUUUGUGACAAAGGAAGCUCCAGCUCGGAUCUCUGCCAUGUCAAAGGAUGCUAAGGUGAUUGUGGUGGUGAGAGACCCUGUAACUCGCGUCAUAUCGGACUACACCCAAACGUUGUCCAAGAGGCCGGACAUCCCCACAUUUGAGAGCUUGACCUUUAAAAACAGGACUACGGGUCUUAUCGACAUCUCAUGGAGUGCCAUCCAGAUUGGCAUCUACGCCAAGCACUUGGAGAACUGGCUCCAGUAUUUCCCUAUGAGCCAGAUCCUCUUUGUCAGCGGGGAGAGACUGAUCACGGAUCCCGCUGGAGAACUGGGACGUGUCCAGGAUUUCCUGGGACUUAAACGAAUUAUCACAGACAAACAUUUUUAUUUCAACAAGACUAAGGGUUUCCCAUGCUUGAAAAAGGCGGAGGGUAGCAGCAAACCCCACUGUCUGGGGAAAACCAAGGGCCGGACUCACCCCAACAUAGACCCAGAAGUUGUCCAGAGAUUGCGCGAGUUCUACAGGCCGUUCAACAUGAAGUUCUACCAAAUGACUGGCCAUGACUUUGGAUGGGACUGAAGAUGAAAGUCAGCCAGAGUCGUAGACUUAUGUGAAGUAAACACAUCUUUCUGUGUGUCUGUAUAAAUGUACAGAAAUCUAUUUUAUUAUAAUUUAUUUGUAAUUCCUAAGCAAUUAAUUCACUAAGCUGCCUAACCACGCGGUUCCUUGAUUGCCCAUAGUAUUAACAUUCCAUCACAUCACGACCCUCGAAGAGACAGAACAUCAACGUCGCCUUCUUUUGCACAGAUGACCCGCAGGCAAAUUCUUGGUCUCAAAAAAAUAAUAAUGGGUUUUUCAUCUCCAUCUUGCAUAUUCGCUAAUGGUGCUCCUUAUGCAGUCGUAUAUAUAUAUAUAUGCUGAGAAAUAUGAAAGCACAAUAACGUUACCUUGGUGUUUGUUAUGUUUUACGGGUAUUGAAAUCUUUUUAAGUCGGCAAGUUUGCAGGGUUCUUGGUUUUCAUCACACUUCCUGAUACUUGGGCAUUGAUUCUUCCUCAAGACUUGAUAGGGUGGUACAGCGUAGGACCAGAGGUUUGGUGGUGGAACGCAAAGCGCAUAGCCUUUCUAUUAUAGUGCCAUAUCCAGUUGAAUAACUUGGCUAGAAGUAUAAUCCGAGUCCUCCAACUACGGGGUCCAUUUGGUUGCCGCGAUUCACACAAUUUAUGAGGUUGUUCACGGUGAGCAUCCAAAUUCUACCAUCCAUGGGUUUGGAAGUGUGGAAAGCAACAUGGGUGGACAUUGUAUGUUCAUCAUUUGGUAUUUACGAGGACACAUCACAGAUCCCAAAGUAUUUUGCAAGACUCUCAUUGCGUUGUCAAUCAUUUGUGGUGAGUGGGUGAUCUAGCCGAUGAAAGCCUUUACACCCUAUGUCUUCCAUAUUCUCUAUGCAUGAUAGGUUUUGUUUUAUAAUAUUUUAAUAACAUUUCCGUACCUUUUCAAUGUUACAGUCUAAAACCAAUGUCCUUGCUGGAUGCACCAUAACAUUUUAUGUUUGGACAAAAUACUUAAAAUUUGGAGUCGUCUUUGCACUAUUAUGAUGUUGGUUUUUACCACACUAACGGGAUAUUUAUCAAAUUGCGGCACUAGGAUAACACAAUUUAUAUCUUCAUAAAUCUCCCACUUCAUACAGACCUAUCAGAAUAUUCUUUUUCAAAGCUUCAUAGACAUGAAAUACUUUUUUGUGCCAGUCCAAUUUCAACUACUUUCCCAAUUUGACAAUUGGUUUCUUCAUAAACCUCCUAUUUCAUCCCGACCUACUAGAAUAUUAUUUUCCUAAGCUCCACAGACAUGAGAUCAGUUUUUGCCGAGAAGUCCAAUUUGAACUACUUUUCCAAUUGUUGGCCAUUGAUUGUCCAUGUUCUCUCGUGCAAAGAACUGAUAGCCAACAAUUGGUCAAUAUAGUAUACAACCUAGUAGAUGGUGGAUACCUGAACCUUAUGGUAUGUUGGCUGAUUGGAUAUCAGUGCAUUUGGUGUUUUUGGCUGUGCACAGUUGAAAAACUUCAAGAGCACAACACCAUAGUUCCAAUCUCACGUCUGUGGCAAGCUUUAGGGCAACAAAAUGACCCGACCCAACAAAAUGUUCAGAAAAAAACCCAGUUAAGCCAUACUUCAUGAUCAUUCAAUCCAAGUUACCAUUUAAUGCUACCAGAAGCUGCUUACCUGCCAUUACCUUGCACAUGACUAUGUUCGGGUCAGUUGGCGGUGUCCUUUUUAUUUCCUUUUUACCUACCAGGAACCCCACCCAAAAAAUGAACCAAGGGUUAUUGGUUUUGUUUCAAUAUCUAAAAGUGGUAAUUUUUACACUGCUGCUAAGAA
This is a messenger RNA of Bufo bufo (common toad), 2949 nucleotides long. Its product is annotated as heparan sulfate glucosamine 3-O-sulfotransferase 3B1-like. Gene Ontology annotation, molecular function: [heparan sulfate]-glucosamine 3-sulfotransferase activity. NCBI's taxonomy places the organism in Eukaryota, Metazoa, Chordata, Amphibia, Anura, Bufonidae. The transcript has 2 exons. Bases 156 to 1151 code for a protein of 331 amino acids. The record is from RefSeq and is a predicted model, not a curated record.